Messenger RNA from Brachypodium distachyon (stiff brome), 1008 nucleotides. Its product is annotated as protein BUD31 homolog 2. NCBI's taxonomy places the organism in Eukaryota, Viridiplantae, Streptophyta, Magnoliopsida, Poales, Poaceae. The coding region runs from base 360 to 797 and encodes 145 amino acids. Gene Ontology annotation, biological process: mRNA splicing, via spliceosome. The record is from RefSeq and is a predicted model, not a curated record. The transcript is spliced from 4 exons. Gene Ontology annotation, cellular component: spliceosomal complex; nucleus.
AUUUGGCAUUGCGCCUCGGACAUUUGACCCAUCGUGGACGCCGUCGGGAGAAACCCCACCCAGCACCACCAAACGGCCGCGCCUUCUCUGAGCCAACGCCACCUCCGCUUCGGCUCCCUCAACGGCCAGAGCUCGAGCUCCCAUCCUCUCCCAACGCCGGCCGCGUCGUCCUCGUCCCGUUCCUGCCUCCCCUCGACCUCCUGGUACCCCCUCGUCCAGCGGAGAUCCAGCUCGGACGCGGCGUGGGGAGCCAGAUCCUCGACCUCCAGAGCGAGCACGGCGCGGGGCACGAAGGCGGCGGCAGCAGCUGGCGGUCAGAGAAGGUUCCUCUUGUAUUAAGCAUAUUUCGUUGAGACAACAUGCCUAAGAUAAAGACAAGCCGUGUGAAAUAUCCUGAAGGAUGGGAACUUAUUGAACCAACUCUCCGUGAUUUGGAAGCCAAAAUGAGAGAAGCGGAGAAUGAUACACAUGAUGGGAAGAGGAAGUGUGAAGCUCUCUGGCCAAUCUUCCGUAUUUCUCAUCAAAAGAGUCGCUACAUAUAUGAUCUUUACUAUCGAAGGAAGGAAAUAUCAAAGGAGUUAUAUGAGUUUUGCUUGGACCAAGGUUAUGCAGACAAAAACCUGAUUGCUAAAUGGAAAAAGCCAGGUUACGAGCGUCUUUGCUGCCUCCGAUGCAUACAAACACGAGACCACAACUUUGCAACCACUUGUGUGUGCAGGGUCCCCAAGCACCUCAGGGAAGAAAAGGUGAUAGAGUGCGUCCACUGCGGAUGCAAGGGGUGUGCCAGUGGUGAUUGAAGUUGCGAUCUCGUGGUUAAGAAUAAUCUGAAAGAAACUGAUCGAUGAUCCCUCUAGAUGUUUAAUUAUGUUUGAUCCCUGAUGUUUCAAGUACAACACUAGUCAGGUGAUUGGAGCGCAAUGUAUUGUAAACUCUUGGGUUGUGCGUGGCAUUAUGUUUUUAAGACUCGAUUUUUUCCGUCAUGGUAGAUCAUGAUUAUCUUGCUGAAAA